Molecule: messenger RNA, 984 nt
Organism: Penicillium robsamsonii
Lineage: Eukaryota; Fungi; Ascomycota; Eurotiomycetes; Eurotiales; Aspergillaceae
Product: Quinate/shikimate 5-dehydrogenase/glutamyl-tRNA reductase
Exons: 1
Coding region: 1-984 (327 amino acids)
Biological process (GO): shikimate metabolic process; chorismate biosynthetic process
Molecular function (GO): shikimate 3-dehydrogenase (NADP+) activity
Source: RefSeq, a predicted model, not a curated record
AUGGAUCUCCUCAAGCAAUCAUAUGCCCAUGGCAGCUCUCCACUACCACCAAACGCAGCUACAACCCCAUACCAUGUCUACCUUUUUGGGGGUAAUAUCUCCAAAUCACUGUCACCCUUGCUACACUCAAUCCUAUUUCGCGCCAACUCAGCUUCGUGGGCAUUCCACCUCACCGAGACAACCGACAGCAGCAUAUUCCGAAAACAAUUACAAGACAACACAUGCAUUGGGACCACAAUCACGAUGCCAAACAAGGUGUCCUUUGGCCUUCUACUGGAUGACUUGACCGAAGAGGCACGCAUGAUUGGGGCUGUCAACACUUCAUUUAUCCGACUUGAUAAAAAUGGACAGAGAAGACACAUCGGUACAAACACAGAUUGUAUCGGUAUUCGUGAUUCUAUUCUCUACCGAAUGCCGCACGCGGCUACCACGGCCAAAGGUCGCCCGUCUAUGGUAAUUGGUGGUGGAGGUGCUGCCAGAAGUGCAAUUUUUGCCCUGUGGAGAUGGUUUGGGUCCACGGAGAUCUACAUUGCCAACCGUUUGAAGGCUGAAGUAGACGCAUUGAUCACCUUCUUCCAAUCGACCGCACCGAGUAUCACACUCCGCCAUCUCGCUACUGUCGAGGAUGCUGCAACCUGCGAGACUCCUUGUAUUGUUGUUGGGACUAUUCCAAACGAUAUACCUCGGGAAGCUGGUGAAAUCACUUGUCGCAAAAUCUGCGAUACUAUUUUGCGCAGGAAGGACAAGGGCAUUGUGUUAGAUAUGUGCUAUCUCCCAUCUCCGGUGACAUAUUUGUACACAAAUGGAAAGGGAAAUGGCUGGACAGUCAUUCCAGGGACCGAGGUUCUAGUGCGUGUUUGUAUAGCACAGCAGAUUCUCUGGCUGGAGAAGGAUGUCAAUCAACAGGGAGUGGAUGAUGCGAUGUCUGCUAUUUGGAAAGCUGUAAACCAAGGACAGGGCCGUCCAAAGACUUCGAAGAUUUAA